UCCUCGAUCUGCUCAAAUGACACGUUUCUUCUGAAGCUUUCUUCAACCUAUCCUAUCAAAAAUUGAUUUUCUAAAGUGAAGGUCGUGAAGGUAAUCAAAACAUAACCUUACAUUUCGCUUGUAUGCUACAUGCACAAUCUUCCUAUUCUGUUAAUGUAUAUUCUGUUAAAUAUUUUCAGGACCAGUAGGUGCAUUUCUGUUUCCUGUACCAAAAGAAAUAUGUCUUUCAAAUAUCCAGAUGCACGCAGAGAUGAAACCGUUAAAGAUAAUUAUUUUGGCACCGAAAUUACUGACCCAUAUAGGUGGCUGGAAGACCCAGAUUCGGAAGAAACCAAAAAAUACGUAGAUGGCCAAAACGCCGUCACCCGACCGUAUUUAGAUGGUUGUAGUUUCAAAGAAAGUAUCAAAAAGAAAAUUACGCAGCUUUGGAACUACCCGAAAUUUUCGACCCCCUACCGCCACGGGACUAAAUAUUAUCAGUAUAGGAACACCGGUCUGCAAAACCAAAGCGUUAUCUACGUCCAAAAGGACCUGGCCAGCAAAGCCGAAAUUUUCCUGGACCCUAACACCUUCUCAGAAGACGGAACCGUGGCCCUCUCCGGAACUGCGUUUUCCGAAGAUGGCCAAACUUUCGCCUAUGGUCUGAGCAGUAGCGGCUCCGAUUGGCUGGAAAUCAAGUUCAAAGACGUCGAAACUGGCAAGGACUACAAAGAGAUUUUGAAAAAGGUCAAAUUUUCGCCGAUGACGUGGAUGCACGACAACAAAGGCUUCUUCUAUGGGGCGUAUUUGGACCAAACCGGUAAGGCUGACGGUUCUGAGACCAAAACCAACGAAAACCAAAAAUUGUACUACCACGAACUGGGCACCGACCAGUCGCAGGAUGUUGUCGUGGUUGAAUUCGACGACCCGCAUUUGAGAAUUGGGGCGCAUGUGAGCCACUGCGGCAAAUACCUCGUAAUCACGGGAACCAAGGGCUGCAAAAACAACUUGCUCUAUUUUGCUCAAUUAGACUCGGGGAAAAUCACGGGGAAAUUGAAACUGACUGAGGUCGUGACUGAGUUCGUGGCCGAUUUUGAGUACAUUACGAACGAUAAAAACCUGUUUUAUUUCCAUACUAACAAAAACGCCUCGAAUUAUCGCAUCGUUAUUAUCGAUUUCGAUAAUCCGAAAGAAUCCGAGUGGAAGGACCUCAUUUCGGAGCAUCCGAAGGAUGUCCUAGACUGGGCUCAUGCCAUCAAUGAGAACAUGCUAGUUGUAUGCUACCUCCAGGACGUCAAAAACAUUAUGCAACUAUACGACAUUAAGAGUAGCAACAAACUGCACGAUUUUAAGUUAGACGUGGGAACAAUUUCGGCAAUUUCGGGCAAAAAGUACCACAAAGAGAUGUUUUUCAGCUUUUGUUCGUUCCUCACCCCUAACAUAAUCUACAAAGUUGAUUUUGACCAAGGUUCAAUUAAAGAAACGCUUUUUCACGAAACUAAAGUCGGCGAUUUCGAGUCGUCCAAAUACGAAACUAAGCAAGUCUUCUAUAAGAGCAAGGACGGAACGGAAAUCCCGAUGUUUAUCAUCAACAAAAAAGGGCUUGUGAAUGAUGGUUCGAAACCUUGCCUGCUGUACGGCUACGGGGGUUUUAACGUAAACCUUACCCCGUCAUUUGGCGUCUCUCGUUUGGUUUUUAUCGAGAAUUUUGACGGAGUUUACGCUUUGGCCAACAUUCGAGGCGGGGGAGAAUAUGGCGAUAAUUGGCAUAAUGGCGGCCGUUUUGGCAAAAAACAAAACUGUUUCGACGAUUUCCAAUACGCUGCGAAAUACCUAGUGGAAAACAAGUACACGAAAGUCGAUAAGCUCAUAAUCCAAGGGGGCUCAAACGGCGGCUUGUUGGUGGCCGCGUGCAUCAACCAAGCGCCCGAGCUGUUCGGGGCUGCCAUUUGCCAAGUCGGGGUAUUGGACAUGCUUCGCUUCCACAAAUUCACCAUCGGUUACGCCUGGAAGUCCGAUUACGGUUGUUCCGAAGAGCAGGAACAGUUCGAGUAUUUGUACAAAUACUCGCCAUUACAUAAUAUCAGAGUCCCGCAAAAUGGCGGCCAAUACCCCGCGACUCUGCUCUUGACUGCGGAUCACGACGAUCGCGUCGUUCCCUUACAUUCUUUGAAGUUUAUUGCAGAGUUGCAAAACAAAAUUGGGCGGUUGCCAACACAGAAAAACCCUCUGAUGAUCAGGAUAGAGACACGCGCCGGGCAUGGAGCAGGCAAGCCUACCUCAAAAAUUAUUGAAGAAGUCACCGAUACGUUCUGCUUCAUCUCCCGAGCCUUGAAUCUCACCUUCUCGUCUUAAUCCGGUGUUUUUUAUUCUAAACCAAUUCGUGGGUUAAGAUUCAUCAUUAAUUUAAACUUUCUAAUUUCGUUCUAAUGGACAGGGCCCGGAUUACCGAAGUUCUACUGUACUUGACUUAAGUUUUUGCCAUGUUAUUAUCGUGUUGCUUUUUGUACGUAAGUGAAAGCUUUGUUACCAUUAUAAUUAAUGUGUUGUUGUUAAAGUGACGUGUCUCCAGCUUUUUGAUAUCAAUAAAACUUCAAAAAUCAA
This is a messenger RNA of Tribolium castaneum (red flour beetle), 2583 nucleotides long. RefSeq lists its product as uncharacterized. Gene Ontology annotation, cellular component: cytosol. Bases 130 to 2334 code for a protein of 734 amino acids. Lineage: Eukaryota; Metazoa; Arthropoda; Insecta; Coleoptera; Tenebrionidae. Gene Ontology annotation, biological process: proteolysis. The transcript has 11 exons. The record is from RefSeq and is a predicted model, not a curated record. Gene Ontology annotation, molecular function: oligopeptidase activity; serine-type endopeptidase activity.